Molecule: messenger RNA, 891 nt
Organism: Balaenoptera musculus (blue whale)
Lineage: Eukaryota; Metazoa; Chordata; Mammalia; Artiodactyla; Balaenopteridae
Product: relaxin-3 receptor 1-like
Exons: 4
Coding region: 1-891 (296 amino acids)
Biological process (GO): immune response; G protein-coupled receptor signaling pathway
Cellular component (GO): membrane
Molecular function (GO): G protein-coupled receptor activity
Source: RefSeq, a predicted model, not a curated record
AUGGCGUCAGCCAGAGGCAGCUGUCGCAUCGCCCGCGCCAUCGGGGCCGUGCUCCCCCUGAACUGGCUUGGAGACGCGUCGUUGGGGCAGCCCCCUAACAGUUCCGUGGGCAACGGAUCUGAGAGCACUCGCCCGACCUGGGGUCCCCGCAGACCUGGACAGCCUGGCCUGGCCCUGUGCACUUUCGGGCUGGUGGGCAACGUUCUGGUGCUGGUCCUGGUGCGGUCUCAGCAACGGCGCCGCCGCUCGCUGCUCAACUGCUUCCUCCUCAACCGUGCAGCCACCGACCUGCAGUUCGUGCUGACACUGCCCUUCUGGGCCGUUGACAUGGUGCGUGACUUCAGCUGGCCCUUCGGGAGUGCCAUGUGCAAGGUGGUGCUCGCGGUGCUCAACAUAGCCAGCAGCUUCUUCCUCAGCGCCAUCAGCGUGGCGCGCUACUGCGCCGUGGCGAGCGCGCUGCGCCCCAGCCGGCCCGUCCUGGCCACCGCGGCCACCGCCCUGUUCGCCAAAGUGGCCAGCGUCGGGGGCGAACGCUUGUGCCUGCUGCACUUCCCCGACGGCGGUCCCGACUGGCUGGCCUUCUACCAUCUGCAAAAGAUCGCCGUGGCCUUUGUGCUGCGGCUGGCCACGCUGGCGCUUACGCUCUGGGGGGUGCUGGUCAAGCAGAACAUCGUGCCCUGGGACCGCACCUACUUCCUGGCUCAGGCCUACCUCUUCCCCCUGUCCAUCUGCCUGGCGCACUCCAACAACUGCCUCAAUCCGAUGCUCUACUGCCUGCUGCGCCGCGACUUCCGCCAGGGCCUGCGAGAGCUCUGCGGCCGGGCCAAGCGCCCCGUGGACCUCCGACCGUUCUCCGACUGCCCUGCCCCAGCUACCGCGCUCUCUGAUUAG